AUGGAAAACCAAAUGGACAUCUGGGCCUUGACAGAAUGGGAUACGCCCUUGAAGAAGCUGCGCCAACCUAUUCCGACCCUGAAAGGCACGGAAAUUUUAGUGAGAGUCACACACGCAGGACUGUGUCAUUCGGAUCUCCAUACGGCUGAAGGCUUUUAUGAUAUGGGAGGCGGGAAGCGAUUCUAUGUCAAAGAACGCGGUAUACAGCUGCCCGUUGCAUUGGGCCACGAAAUACUCGGAGAAGUGGCCGCCGUCGGACCAGAAGCAGCGUCCGUUACAAUUGGGCAACGGUACAUCGUGUAUCCGUGGCUUGGAUGCGGUGCCUGUGCACGUUGUACUCAGGAAAAGGAUAACCUAUGCGCCGCGCAAAGGGCGCUCGGAGUCCUUCGAAAUGGCGGGUUUGCUGAGUAUGUGGUGGUUCCGCACGCGAAGUACCUCGUCGAUCUAGGCAAUCUCGACCCCUCAGUGGCGUGUACUUUUGGCUGUUCUGGAAUCACGACGCUCAGUGCAGUCAACAAGAUAAUGCCUCUGCCACCGGAUGAACCGGUCCUCCUGAUCGGGGCGGGCGGCCUAGGGCUGGCGGCGAUAUCGGUGUUGAAAUCUUUUGGACACAAAUACAUCGUCAGUGCCGACAUAAGUGACGACAAACUAGCUGCGGCUGCUGCAGCGGGUGCCACAAAGACCGUCAACACCUCUGGCCCUUCGGCAGCUCAAGACGUUCUUUCCGCCACCAAUGGACCUGUCAUUGCAGUGAUCGAUUUUGUCAAUAACUCAAUCACUGCACGCAUGGUGAACAGCCUGGUCGCAAAGGGCGCCAAAUGGGUGCAAGUCGGUGUCAUGGGAGGCUCAAUCGAGUUGUCUCUCCCAGCGAACAUUCUCAGGGGCCUGACCAUCUAUUCCAACCUCACCGGAGGUUUGGACGAGCUUCGGAAUCUGGCGCAACUCGCAAAGGAGGGGAAGUUGCCCCCGAUUCCGGUCCAGAAGAUGCCUUGGGACUCAGUGAAUGAAGCGAUGGACCUGCUGAAGGCCGGGAAGGUUUCCGGGCGAAUUGUGCUUGUGAAGUGA
Fonsecaea multimorphosa CBS 102226 is the source of this 1065-nucleotide messenger RNA. RefSeq lists its product as uncharacterized. The record is from RefSeq and is a predicted model, not a curated record. The transcript has a single exon. Gene Ontology annotation, molecular function: oxidoreductase activity. NCBI's taxonomy places the organism in Eukaryota, Fungi, Ascomycota, Eurotiomycetes, Chaetothyriales, Herpotrichiellaceae. Bases 1 to 1065 code for a protein of 354 amino acids.